UCAGUCGCAUUCUAUCCUCCGUGGAAGCGAGUUCUAGAGGCUCUUCCUCCGGCUUUCUCGUGUGCUUCAAUAGUGACUCUCCUCGAGUGAACGUGUUCUGGACACCCGGUGUCUCCUCCUGUGCUGUGUCCAGACAUUUAGUCGCCUAUCGGUUUCUCUGCUAAAAAGAAUGCUAAUUGGUAUUUUUGGUACCAUGGGGGUGUAAAGAAAAGUGCAUAUCGGUGUUGAAUAUUCAAAAAAGAAACGGUAGAUAACUGAAGAAUUCUCUGUAAGAAGUUUUUGGUGUGGAGUGAAGACUUGAACAUGCAUAUCAGACAGUGUUUAAUUGUGCUGGCAAUUGUUGUGACGAGUGUGCAGAAAUGCAGGGCAAUACCAUCGGACAUCUACAUGAAGAUGUUCGCGGUACAACCACCACCUGACCCAUGCUAUGAUGAGAAACGUCCCAGGCGGUGUGUGCCGGAUUUUGUGAAUGCCGCCUUUGGGACACCUAUGAUUGCGUCCAGCACGUGCGGUCAGCGAGGUCCUUCGCGAUACUGUGAACUCAGUGAACCACUUAAUCCAGUAUCCAGCAACAGUGCAACUCCCUCUGGAACCACUACAACAUGCCAAAUCUGCGAUGAUACCAUUCCCAAGCGUCGAUUCCCACCGUCCGCCCUGACAGACCUCAACAACCCUAAUAAUCUCACCUGCUGGCGCUCAGAAUCUCUCCCACCUACAGUUCCUGGACAACUGGACAAUGUUACCCUUACGCUGUCCCUUGGAAAAAAAUAUGAAUUGACCUAUAUCAGUCUGCAAUUCUGCCCAAGAUCUGUAAAACCUGAUUCCAUGGCGAUCUAUAAGAGUUCAGAUUAUGGCAUUACUUGGCAACCCUUCCAGUUCUACAGUUCUCAGUGCAGGAAAAUCUACGGCCGACCCAAUAGGGCUACUAUUACUAAGGCUAAUGAACAAGAAGCCAGGUGCACCGACGCACAUCGUCAUUCUGGAGACAGUGUAGGGAAUCAAGGUGCUAGGAUCGCCUUUAGUAUUUUAGAAGGCCGACCCUCAGCUUCAGACUAUGAAUCUUCUCCAGUUCUUCAAGACUGGGCAACAGCUACGGAUGUCCGUGUAAUCUUCAAUCGCAUACAGAUGCAACAGGACACAAUGGAUGAAUUGCUCCUAAUUGGGCCACAGCAGACCAGCAAGUUUAGGGAUGAUCUGCAUGGAGCCAAUGCCAUAGAAAGUAUUACGGCAUCUACGUCAGCGGCAACUAGCAUUGCAACGCAUCACUACGCGGUGUCUGAUUUUGCCGUAGGCGGACGGUGCAAGUGCAAUGGACAUGCCUCCAAGUGUCUUCCCAUGGGUCGCGAUGGACAAUUGACCUGUGACUGCAAGCACAAUACCAUGGGCCGAGAUUGUGAGCGGUGCAAACCCUUCUACUACGACAGACCUUGGAGCAGAGCAACACAGCGUGAUGCCAAUGAGUGCAAAGAAUGCAACUGCAAUGGCCAUUCCAGACGGUGUCGCUUCAACAUGGAACUGUUCAAGUUGUCAGGACGCACUUCCGGGGGGGUCUGCAUCAACUGUCGACACGCGACCACUGGCCGUCACUGUCACUACUGCAAGGAGGGCUUCUACAGGGAUCCCACAAAACCACUAAAUCAUCGAAAAGUGUGCAAACCGUGCGACUGCCAUCCAGUUGGAUCCUCCGGAAGGACUUGCAAUCAUACAUCCGGACAGUGUCCCUGCAAGGACGGAGUUACGGGACUGAGUUGUAACCGAUGCGCCAAAGGAUACCAACAGAGUCGUUCCCACAUUGCACCGUGUGUCAAAAUUGUCCCUCGAAUAAGUGUUAUCCAGCCACAGAUAGCUCAAGAACCUCAGUACGAUCAAGAUGUAUCCGCCUACCGAAAGAGCAGCGACGAUGAGGAGGAAACAGAUUGUGGAAAAUGCAAAAUAGCCACAAAGCACCUGACAAAGAAGAAGUUCUGCAGGAGGGAUUACGCAAUUAUGGCCAAAGUGGCGGGUAGAGAUGUGGUGAAGGACAAGGAGGGCAAUUCGGAGGACAUGAUUCAGUUCAAUCUGAUGGUUCAGGCAGUCUAUAAGAAGUCUGCAGGAACGAGCCUGCUGGCUGGAGUUAUUCCCGGACUGAGAAGGGCAACAGUUCCACUCAUCGUGCCAAUGAGAGACUUCGAGUGUAGAUGUCCAAAGCUCAAGAUCAAUAAGACUUACCUAAUCUUGGGGAAAGAUACAGAGAAUCCUCCAGGUGCUCUGGGAGUGGGUCCCAGGUCGAUAAUCAUCGAAUGGCGAGACGAUUGGCACAGGCGAAUGCGACGGUUUCAGAGACGCUCUCGAGACGACUGUGACUAGAAAUUUGUAGUUUUUUACUAGACAACAACAAAAAAAAUGGAAUAAGAAUGUGUGAAUUAAGAAAGAAAAAUCCAGAACGAGAGAAAGCUGAGAUUGUGAAAGAGUAAACCUCAAAAGCUCUCUGGAGACUUUUAACCCAUUAAAUGCGAAUGUUAUUUUCUACCUUCACCAGCAAAAUUAAUCGUGAAUCCCCAGAUGAAAAGGAAUAUCGAAAGCAAUUAAUUGAAUAUCAUUAACAACUACAAAAUUAAUAUAGCUAUUUCUAUACUCAUUAUUGAAUUACAUGCAUUGAUUGUAAUUAAUUUAUUGAUGAAGGGAUGAAAAACUACAAAUUGUUUAUAGCCAUUCUACCAUGUAAGUAUUUUAUUUGUCACUCUCCAUUAAUGCCUAGGGAUUUAUUACUUUGUAAUUAGUUAAUUUAUUAAGAGAUGUAAGAAUAAAAAGCAAAUGAUGAAAUAUUCCUAAAAUGCAGAAAAUGAGUUUCAGUCCCAAAAGUUGCCAUAAUUUCAUCUUAAAAGCUUUCAUAUAAGUAAUUCUUAGGACAAGAAUUUCAUUUUGUAAACUAUUUUUUUUCCAUACCUCUCAAAUUUUCUUUUCACUGCUUUUUUGUACGACAAAUGCAAGAAAAGGAAAUCAAAUGUAAAUAUUUUCACUAUGUUAAUUUUUUUUCUUAUUGAAAGAAAAAGUGGUAAUUCUGCAAAUUUAAAGUAAUAGCGCUUAGAUAUCACUGUAAUUGUAAUAAUUUAAUAAACAUUAAUGACUGUGUGUGACUGCUUUGGUGUUAAAUGGAAAAAGAAAAAUCCUGGAAGAUGGUUUCCUAACCAUCCUUCAGUCUCUUUCUCCCACAAUUUUUCACUGCAAUUAACCCCCUGCCCGAGAAAAAGUCCUCUUUAUCAAAAUUAAUCACAUUGUAUCUCUAAUAAAUAACGGCAAAAAAGAAAAUUAGUAUUUAGUGAAAAGGAAUAUGUGUAUAUUUAAAAUUAUAAUCAUGUACAAUUUAAAUGAAAAUUAAUGUAUUGACGAGACAAGCAGAAAAGAGGCGUAAGCAGAAAAUUAAAUUUCUUAUCACUCUAGGAUACCCAUCAGCAUUUUUCAUAUCUCUAUUUGGAAUUUAACGUCUACAAUUGAUGCACAAACAACUUUAGGUAUUCAUUUCUUUUGCAAGAAAUUGAGAAGUAAAUCAAAUAUAGCAAAAGAUCUAAAAAAAAAAUCAACCCAGACCACAAAGAAAUCCAUAAUAUCAAAUUCAAUUAUCAUAUCAACGAUAUUAUCAAUUCUAAAAACAGUUUUCGAAAUAAUUUUACUUUUUGGUACCUAAUACGAUAAGGCGCAGGAUAAUUUUAAGAAUAAUUCUCCCCAUAUCGGACGGAUAGAACCCGCCCAGUUUCAUUAUUCAAUCCUGUAGUUCCUUGGCCAAAGGACAAAAGGAUGAAUUGCAGAGUUUCAAGAAUGCAUUUAAAAUAGAGAUUAAAUAAAAACACAUUUAGAGGAUAAACAGACAGAGGAGACACACAGAAUUGAGAGAAGAACCAUAUAAAUUUAGUGAAUGUUGUAAAGAAAUCAGCGAAAUGAUGCGAGUGAGAAAUAUUGAUAGAAGAGAAGAAGAAAUAAAAAUCACAAUAAAAUGAAUUAAAUAACAAUUUCA
Messenger RNA from Phlebotomus papatasi, 3991 nucleotides. It is a transcript of the gene NetA, whose product is annotated as netrin-A. The transcript is spliced from 7 exons. Lineage: Eukaryota; Metazoa; Arthropoda; Insecta; Diptera; Psychodidae. The record is from RefSeq and is a predicted model, not a curated record. Gene Ontology annotation, molecular function: protein binding. Bases 304 to 2346 code for a protein of 680 amino acids.